AUGUUUUUCCUUGAAACUGGCACUGCUCUGCUUCUGCUGGACUACUUCUCGGAACUGGCUACUCUGCUUCCGCGCUGCACAGCUUCUCUGCGUUGCACUGCUCACCAGAGAACCUUAGUCACAUCGCCACCAACAGCGGCCGCGAAGUGUGAAGGAUUAAGGUUAACUAGCCUUCACUUUCUCUGUCACUUGAUUAACUUUGUGAAGGGCAAGGAAGGUAAAAUUGCCGUGGUAGUGGGAACUGUAACUGAUGAUAUCAAAGUGUAUGAAGUUCUUGCAUUGAAGGUUACUACACUCAGGUUUAUAGAGACUGCAUGUGCUAGAAUAGAGAAGGUUGGUGGUGAAUGCUUGACAUUUGAUCAGCUUGCACUUAGGGCACCUCUCGGACAGAACGUCCUUCUUAGAGGCCCAAAGAAGUCCAAGGAAGCUGUGAAACACUUUGGUCCUGCUCUUGGUGUUCCUCACAGCCAUACCAAGCCUUAUGUACAAUCUAAGGGAAGGAAGUAUGAGAGGACUAGAGGAAGGAGGAAUAGCAAAGGACUUAGGGUUUAAGUUGUAUUGUUUCUAUAUUUUUCUUCAGUUUUUAGUUUUGAAAUUUAACCCUUUUCUCCCAUAUCUUAGUGCUUUUAUGCUCAGGUUGAGAAGCUUGUUGAGAAAUCAGAGUUUUGAACUCGGGAUUUAUUUUGUAUUUGAGUAUUAUUUUUUUAAUGUAUAAA
Molecule: messenger RNA, 716 nt
Organism: Arachis ipaensis
Lineage: Eukaryota; Viridiplantae; Streptophyta; Magnoliopsida; Fabales; Fabaceae
Source: RefSeq, a predicted model, not a curated record